This is a messenger RNA of Stylophora pistillata, 1670 nucleotides long. Its product is annotated as trace amine-associated receptor 9-like. Gene Ontology annotation, molecular function: G protein-coupled receptor activity. Lineage: Eukaryota; Metazoa; Cnidaria; Anthozoa; Scleractinia; Pocilloporidae. Gene Ontology annotation, biological process: G protein-coupled receptor signaling pathway. The record is from RefSeq and is a predicted model, not a curated record. Gene Ontology annotation, cellular component: plasma membrane.
GCUCCUAAAGCGUCAGUCUCCUUCAAUCGUGGUGAAGGCAAAUCAGGCUCACAAAAUUUAAAUCUUCUCCUCCUAAAAUAAACACCCGUGGCUAGAAUAUAUUUAAGAAAUAUUCAACAGAUUUUAUUUUCAACACUUCAUUCGGGUUCUGUCCACCAGAAACAACUCUCCUCAUGGAAAUGGCAAACUUUUCUGAUGGCAAAAAAUACUCUGGAGCGUUUGAACAGCAGCGAUGCUCAGUCUCUUUAACAAGAGGAAUAGAAGGACAUCUCAAAUAUCUGAUAGCGUUUAAUAUUUUUCUUUCCCUCAUUGCAUUUCUUGGAAAUACUGUCGUGCUGGUGGCUCUUCGAAAGGAAACUUCUCUUCAUCCGCCCUCGAAGCUUUUGUUUCGUUGUUUGGCAGCAACUGAUCUCUGUGUUGGUCUGAUUACAGAACCCAUGAAUGUCAACUAUUGGGUUUCCCUGUUAAAGGAGGACUGGAACACUUGUCUCUAUGCAUAUAAGGCAUGUUUCAUAACAAGUUACAUUUUGUCUUCCAUAUCUUUGUUAACAAUAACGGCAAUAAGCGUGGACAGACUUCUCGCUCUGUUACUGGGGCUGAGAUAUAAACCCAUAGUAACUUUAAAGCGAACAUAUGUGGCUGUGAUUACCUUUUGGUUUAUUUCCACUACCGCUGCCACACUUUAUCUCUUAAACCAUCUUAUCACCUUUCUUUAUGGCUACAUAUUCAUUUCUUUCUGUAGUUUCAUUUCAAUUUGUUCCUACACAAAGAUUUUCCUUACAUUACGCCGCCAUAGAAUUCGCGCACAAGAAACUGUCUCUGAUGCAAUACUGAGUCAGGAAAUGAACCUGGCGCGAUACAGAAAGGCAGUGUACAGUGCACUGUGGGUGCAAAUGGCUUUAGUGGCUUGCUAUAUUCCCUAUGGCAUUGUGGGUGAUCUCUUUAGUCAUAGUAAACUCACGCCAUCGAAGUUUUUCUUUUUAGAGGUAACAAUAUCCUCAGUGUACUUAAACUCAUCGUUAAAUCCAUUUCUUUACUGCUGGAAGAUUAGCGAAGUGAGGAAUGCUGUAAAGAAGACCAUCAGGCAGGCACUUUGUCAUUUAUUCAAUUAACAAGCGCACUUUUUCACUAAAAGAGCACUGAGUAUAUACUCAAAUAUCAUCAUAGAAGCAAUGAGAACGCAAUUCUUAAUGGAAAUAAUCAGUAAUAAUACCGAUGGGUUAUCACAACUGAGAACACUGAACUGAGAAGUUAGUUCCACACUCCAAGCAAAUAUUCAACAUGUCUAGCUACUAACAAGUACCAAAAACGCAGGAAGUAUUUCGAUGACGAAACGUAUAACAUCCUCUCAGUGCAGAACGCCAUAAGCAGUACAUUACCCACAAAUAGCUAUACGAAUCAAUCUUGUUAAUCUGUGACUGAUAAAAAAAGUUAAAGCUGUAGUCCGUAUUCAAAAUGUUUUCAAGUUUCGCUUUGACCCAAAUAAACACACCUUGAUGGCAACCAGGUUUAAAAGAUUACGCGGAACCCGUGCCAAGUUCAACCAUGGCGCGACUGCGUCAAGCCACACGAAGUUUAGUGAUUAUUUAACUCUUGCUCGCCUUCAGUAGUUGCCAACCAGGACCUACUUAAUUGGACAAAAUGUGAUGUGAUAACUCAGCUUCACACUA